UGGCUGCUUUUUUGGCAGUUGAGCCUUGUGCCCCUAGGUGGUAGGCACCACAGCCUGAAACGAUGUCUUCAGCCGUCUUGUCUGUGUUAACUGCAUGUAUUUCAUUUCUAGGACGCCUCUGCAUCUUGCUUGUGCGAACGGCCACGCAGAUGUCGUUCGCUUUCUGGCAGGAAAGAAGUGCAAGCUGAACCCUCGUGGCAUGUAUAAGAAAACACCACUGAUGCUGGCAGUACAGCACCAGCACAAGGACUGCGUGACCGCUCUGCUGGAGCACGGUGCCGACGCCGACCGCAAAGGUGCCGGUGGCAACACUGCCCUUCACAUGGCUGCCCUCAUGCCCAGCAAAGCGAUGGUGGAGCUCUUGCUCGAGCACAAUGCCCAGAUUGAUGCUCGGAAUGACUUAGGAUACACUCCGCUUGCCGUCGCGAUCAUCGAGCGCCGUGAAGAGAUGGUCGAGUUCCUCCUUGAAAAGGGAGCCGACGUGAACGCUCGAGAUAUUCAUCAAAGGACCCCUCUUAAGAUUGCUGGUUAUGCCAGGAAUACAAAUGUAGUGCGGCUUCUGCUUCAGCACGGUGCUGUUCUUUCUCAUCGAGACGAGAACGGCUUCACAGAUAUGGCUUAUCUUGAUGUCUUUACUCCUGGUUUUUCUAAGACACUGCAUGAAUACGUCAGAAGUAAAAGGACGGGAGAAUGCUCUGUAGGAGGUGCAGGAGGUGCAGCUGUACAUGAGAUCUCUUCCUCCGGGACGACUGCUGCCCCUCCCGUGGGAGCACCUGCACAGAGUGGAGCAGGUGUCUUGCCAGAAGCUGGAGCAGAGCAAGAGGAAGACUUUGAUUCCCUGUCUGAUUUUGAGGUACCUUCUCUGAAGACGGAUUCCGAAGGUCCAAUGGAACUACUUGAUGCCGUGCUGCUUCCAGGUGCAAAGCAACAAGGAGCGUGUGCGCACCCUGUUGCAGAGGAGCGCCACAAUGGUGUGUUGCCAGCAGCAGGAGCAGCACAAGAAGAAGAUGAUUUUGACUUCUCUUCUUUGGAUGAGGUACUUUGUCUUCCCGAGCUAAAGGAAUUGUUAUGCUUCUUAAGCCCAGCUGCUGAAAGGCAGUGUGAUGCUGCAGUGUUCCUGCGGAUUCCUCUCCUCACUGUCUGUCGGUCUGUGUUCUUGCUCGCUCAGGAUUUUGCACUGGAGAGAGAAGAGCUUCCGCUCAAGAAGGAGGCUUCAACACAAACCGAUGGUCAAGGCGACACUCAGGAAUGGGUCAGGUGGCUGCAGCAGGAGCUUGCCAGCGCUCUCAGAAAGUGCUCCCUGGCAGAAGCUUCACUUGAAGCUGAGAAGCGCCACAGCAGGGACCUGCAGGAACAGAAACUGCAGCUGCAGAAGGAACUGGACAGUUCUAAAGCUCAGCUGCAGGAACUGAAAGAGCGGCUUAUCCGGAACGAGUGUUAUGCCGAGUCCCUGGAGAGUGACAUAAAGAAUAAGGAGAGGGAGCUAACAGCUUCCAAGCACCUGCAGGGACUUCUGGUCACCUCUUCUGGAACUGCGGCUGUCCCAGAGCUGGAAGAACGCGUGCAGCAGCUCCAAGUUCGAAGGGCCAGGCUGGCAGCCACAGUCCAGCAACAAGCCAAGACUAUAGAAGCCCUUCAGCAAGACCUGCAAGCCUCUGCCUCACCACUGCUGAGCCUCCAGCGCCAUUAGCACUGAGGAGAUGCCAGAGCAGAGGAAGUGCCGGUGCCCGAAAGCUGAGUGGUGACAAGAGAGAGGAAUGAAGCCUGCAAACCCUGACAUUCCAUCUUGUGCAGCCAUUGCCCUGCAUCUAGUUCCAGCUGUACUGUUGCAGCGUGCUGUUUAAUAAACGGUGUCGUCUA
Columba livia (rock pigeon) is the source of this 1860-nucleotide messenger RNA. RefSeq names its product ankyrin-3-like. Gene Ontology annotation, molecular function: protein binding. The transcript has 12 exons. Lineage: Eukaryota; Metazoa; Chordata; Aves; Columbiformes; Columbidae. The record is from RefSeq and is a predicted model, not a curated record. The coding region runs from base 95 to 1690 and encodes 531 amino acids.